Molecule: messenger RNA, 924 nt
Organism: Fusarium coffeatum
Lineage: Eukaryota; Fungi; Ascomycota; Sordariomycetes; Hypocreales; Nectriaceae
Exons: 3
Coding region: 1-924 (307 amino acids)
Biological process (GO): nucleoside metabolic process
Cellular component (GO): cytosol
Molecular function (GO): S-methyl-5-thioadenosine phosphorylase activity
Source: RefSeq, a predicted model, not a curated record
AUGGCCGACCUACCCACUACAUUUGACAAGCCUGUCCAUAUCGCCGUCAUUGGCGGCACUGGCCUUGGCCAACUUGAAGGCUUCGAGCCUGUCGCUUCUCUGAACCCAACUACACCUUGGGGCCAACCCGCGUCGCCGAUCCAGAUCCUCUCCCACAAGGGUGGCUACGUUGCUUUCCUUGCCCGCCAUGGCGUUCACCACCAGUUUGCUCCUCACGAGGUGCCAAACCGUGCCAACAUUGCUGCUCUACGACAUAUCGGUGUUCGAUCCAUUAUCGCCUUCUCCGCCGUCGGUUCGUUGCAGGAGGAGAUCAAGCCUAUGGAUUUUGUGAUUCCUGACCAGGCUAUUGAUCGUACAAAGGGUGUUCGACCUUUCACCUUCUUCGAGGGCGGCGUUGUCGGACACGUCGGCUUCGCUGACCCUUUUGACGCUGGUCUUGCUAAGGUGGUCAAGGAUUGUGCAGCUCAUAUGGAAGGUGAGGGUGUCGUCUUGCAUGACAAGGGCACUGUCGUUGUGAUGGAGGGACCCCAAUUCUCGACCCGUGCUGAGUCGCACAUGUACCGAUCGUGGGGUGGAUCGGUCAUUAACAUGUCGACUCUUCCCGAGGCGAAGCUUGCUCGUGAGGCCGAGCUGGCUUACCAGGUCAUUGCCAUGGCUACCGACUACGACUGCUGGCACUCCUUUGAGGACGUUAACGUCGAGUUGGUCCUCAAGUACAUGAAGGCUAACAAUGAGAAUGCUAAGCGCUUAGUUGCCGGUGUUCUGGAUCGUCUCGCCGAGCUUGGAGACAGCGACUUGGUUCUGGCUAAGCAUCUGGCUGGCUCUUCUCAAGGUGCCGUUAAGUUCAUGACCAAGCCUGCAGGCCGCAACCCUGAGGCCAUGAAGAAGGUUGAAUACCUUUUCCCAGGUUUCUGGGAGGAGUAA